This is a messenger RNA of Dovyalis caffra, 576 nucleotides long. Lineage: Eukaryota; Viridiplantae; Streptophyta; Magnoliopsida; Malpighiales; Salicaceae. The record is from the annotation of a GenBank genome assembly.
AUGGGACCGCUUCGGCUUGCUAAGAUUAUUUUCCGAGACAGCCCAUGUGGAUUUCAAGCCAAGUUUAAUAUUUUGCCCAUUAUUUUCUUUUCAGAUUAUAACAUAUUCGAUAGAGAAGGCAAUAAAGGCACCACAACAGACAGUACUUUGUACAUAGAACAGCUUCGUCGAGAAAAGUGCCAAAUUUCAAAUGUUUUCCUGACAAAGUUUCGUCCGAAAAAGCUCGUCAACUGUGCCGUGGUCUUAAAAGGUGUUUCCGACGAGAAUUGGCCGCGGGCAGGAAAUAAACAGGCGCGUCGUUCAGUUAGUAACAUUCCUGACGGAAAUUCAUCAGAAAAUAUCUUUUCCUACACAGAAAGUCGUUCCAUCAUCAAAAAGCGUGGGGGAAAACCUAAACCUGUUGUCCAUCCUGCUUUGGGAAUGCUAAAAGCUUUGAAGGGGCAUGUCCAGGCACUGGAGAUCCAAUCAUCUGCCUUGUUCAGUCGAUCCAGGGAAGGCAAAUUGGUUAAUUUGGUUCAAUUAAACUCAUAUGCAGAGUUGCUUGGACAUGAAGGCCAAUAUUUAAAUUUGGUGUAG